Molecule: messenger RNA, 2978 nt
Organism: Scleropages formosus (Asian bonytongue)
Lineage: Eukaryota; Metazoa; Chordata; Actinopteri; Osteoglossiformes; Osteoglossidae
Gene: coro2aa
Product: coronin 2Aa
Exons: 12
Coding region: 744-2339 (531 amino acids)
Molecular function (GO): actin filament binding
Source: RefSeq, a predicted model, not a curated record
UCCAGUAUUUACUACUGCUGUUGUGCAUUCAAAAAAAAAACUAUAUUCCAAAAGUUACAGAGGAAGACUUAAAUAGUGGAUAAAGACAUGUCCAUCCAUACUGGUGAAACUCUUUCUCGCCGACGGUCCGUCUCUGACGAGUAGAAAACACUAGAAGUGAGUCAUCGCUCCACGGCAGGGUUCUUAUGGAUAUUUACUUCUGAGAUGUCAAACAAUGUUUUAGCUGCAGAAGGCCAGAAUGAGUCCAUGACACGACACUGAGGACACGUGCCUCUCUCUCUCUCUCUCUCUCUCUCGCUCGCUCGCUCGCUCACUCUUUUUGAGCAUUCCAGCAGUUGAGGCCGUUUCUAGAUAAAGGACCCCAGGUUAAACAAAUAGGAGCGAGUGAGCAAUGGGAGGAGCUCUUGAGGGAAAGGGGGGGCUCUCCAGUUACCUGCUCCACUGUGUGUGCGCACGCGGUUGGGCCACGCCCUUGGGAGACUGCAGAACGCCCCACGCUCAGCUUUCUCAGCCCCACGCACACACGUCCGCACGCACGCUCGCUCACACAGAGCUGUCGCGACUGCCGCCGCCGCCCCCCCCCGUACCGCUGGGUCGACCGAGGAUCCCCCAGCAGCCCCUCCGAAAGGGCUUCGCAGGGCCGGGCAGCUUCACGCUCCAGCAGAGACCCGAGGGAGGUAGAGCGAGGUGUCGGGAGGUCCAGAGUCCUUCUUCCUGCUUUCAGCUGCACCAGCGGAGCCAAGAUGACAUGGCGUCCCCAGUACCGCAGCUCCAAGUUCCGGCACGUGUUUGGCAAGGCCGCCACCAAGGAGAACUGCUACGACGGCGUGCCCAUCACCAGAAGCGUCCAUGACAACCACUUCUGUGCCGUCAACCCGCGCUUCAUCGCCGUCAUCACAGAAUGCGCCGGGGGCGGAGCCUUCCUCGUCAUCUCCAUUAACCACACGGGGAAGGUGGACCCCCACCACCCCAAGGUGUCCGGACACCGGGGCAACGUGAUGGACGUGAAGUGGAACCCUUUCAACGACUACUGUAUAGCCUCCUGCUCUGAGGACACCACGGUGAAAAUCUGGGACAUUCCUAAGCACGGUGUGCUGAAGAACAUCACGGUUCCACGGAAGGAGCUGCAGGGUCACUCCCGGCGCGCGGGGCUGAUCGAGUGGCAUCCGACAGCCAACAACGUGCUCUUCAGCACGGGCUACGACUACAAGGUGAUGGUGUGGAACCUGGACUCCCCGGAGCAGGUGAUCAAGAACCCGGUGAAGACCAUCAGCCUCCACACGGACGUGGUGCUUUCUAUGUCCUUCAACACGGACGGCAGCCUCAUGGCCACUUCCUGCAAGGACAAGAAGAUCCGGGUCAUUGACCCCCGUACCGGGACGCUCCUGCAGGUGGCCAACAGCAAGUUGCAUAAAGCCAACAAAGUGUUAUUUCUGGGAAACCUGAAGAUGCUCCUCUCCACUGGAAAUUCUCGCUGGAACCAGAGGCAGAUUGCCCUCUGGGAUCAGGAGGACCUCUCUGUGCCUUUGUUGGAGGAGGACCUGGAUGGCUCCUCCGGGGUGCUCUUCCCUUUCUACGACCCUGACACCCAUAUGCUCUACAUCGCCGGGAAGGGCGACGGGAACAUCAGGUACUACGAGAUCAGCUCGGAGAAGCCCUACAUCCAGUUCCUCACCGAGUACCGCUCCCUGCUGCCCCAGAAAGGGAUGGGGAUCAUGCCAAAGAGAGGCUUGGAUGUGAGCUCCUGCGAGGUGUUCCGGUUCUACAGACUGGUGACAAUCAAGAGCCUCAUCGAGCCCCUCGCCAUGAUCGUGCCCCGCAGGUCAGAGUCCUACCAGGAGGACAUCUACCCCAUGACUGCGGGCUGUGAACCUGCCUUGAUGGCAGAAGAGUGGCUGUCUGGGAUGGAUAAAGGCCCUGUGCUCAUGUCUCUGAAGCCGGGCGCCAAACCACCGGAUGCGUACCCGGGCUCCACGGAGGGCAAAGACCAGAGCGGCGUCCCGAACCCGCAGCGCUCCCAAAGCCGCCCGGACCGGCUGGAGCUCUCCUACAUCCGGGGGAACCUCGAUACCAAAGAGUCCAAGAUGCCCGACGCCCUCGGCGACCUCAAGAGCAGGACGGAAGACAAGGUUCAAGACAAAGUGGUGACGGGAGUGUCCAACGGGUGCGACCUCCUGCAGUGCUCUCCUCCUAAGACGGAGAACGAGCUCCUCCAAACGUUCUACCGGCAGCAGGAAGAGAUCCGGCGCCUCAGGGAGCUGCUGGGACAGAGGGACGUGCGGAUAAAGCAGCUGGAGCUGGAGAUCAAGAACGUGAGGAACUCCCGGGGCCCCUACUGAAUGGCCGGUCCUGGCCCCGCCCCCUUGGGCUGGGCGUGGCCCCGUCGGCCGACGCUCCGGAUUUUUCCUGAGCAACGAGGGCCCUGUUCUUCUGGGCUCUUCUGGGCUCUUCUGGACUCCACCUGUGAACAGCACCUUCUCCGUGGAGAGCUGCCCCAGCUGAGCCUUGCACGAGACACCUCGUACACCGCUGCACAUUCCUAGCACACCCCUGUCGGCAUCCUUUUUUUUUUUUUUUCCAGCCUUCAUCGCUGUGCUAAAAACCCAAUGCUUGUAUUAUUAUUUUUUUUUUUUUAAAGCUUUUUUUAUCAACUUGUUUACACCUGUGUGCAGCUGAACGAUGCUGAUCUUCCCUUGUUGGGAAUCGCUCGAGGACAAUUGAAUGUCUGACCUUGCGACACACUGAAUUUGCUUCUUUCCCGUUUUCCUAAUUUGUAUAUUUUAAUUAUGGUACGUUGACAGUAGACUGACACCAGCUGCCUGCUGACAGAAGUUAAACGCAAUUUUUUUAUAUUAUGAUUUGCUUUUAAAUGAUGGUGAUUAGAAUGAAAUUCUGCUCUUGACAAUUAAACUGCCGAUUUAGUUUUUCCUGUAGUUGAUAAACUGGGUUUAAAUUAAAUUAAUAGUGGGUAUAAUUUA